This is a messenger RNA of Zasmidium cellare ATCC 36951, 1368 nucleotides long. RefSeq lists its product as uncharacterized. Bases 1 to 1368 code for a protein of 455 amino acids. Gene Ontology annotation, cellular component: cytoplasm. The transcript has 2 exons. The record is from RefSeq and is a predicted model, not a curated record. Lineage: Eukaryota; Fungi; Ascomycota; Dothideomycetes; Mycosphaerellales; Mycosphaerellaceae. Gene Ontology annotation, molecular function: oxidoreductase activity.
AUGACCCGCAACUACCCACGACCACAGACAAAUGGACAUCAUGCCGACGAAGGCCCACGACCGGUGCCGAACGCAACGGUACCAUACUGGCGAACAGAACUUCAUCAUCUCGACGAAUUCAGAUCUACUGCAGAACUUCCAAAGGAUACCGAUAUUGCGAUCAUUGGAGCCGGCAUGUCCGGUGUAGCGAUCGCAUACAACCUCCUUCAGCUCUACGGCAAUGAAGCCAAACCCUCAAUCACCAUAGUGGAAGCCAGACAAGUAUGUUCGGGCGCCACAGGACGUAACGGAGGCCACGCCAAAGUCCGCUCCAUCUCCAUGCAAAAGAUCAUAAACGAACGAAACGCAGAGGCGGCCGAUGAGUAUGCGGCUUUCAUCAGUGAUCUUAUGCAUGGGCUCAAGACUGUGGUCGAGAAAGAGAAGCUUGAUUGCGAGUUUGAGGUUCGACGGACUUUUGAUGUGUUUCUUGACGAGAAAGACGCCAAAGAAGUUGGUGAUUUGUAUCGUGAGAGUGUUGCGAAAGGUCAUCGUUGGACCAGAGAUCGAGACAUGGUGCCUGUGGAUCGUGUGGAGCAGGUCACUUCUAUCAAGGGCGCUAAAGCUGCUAUGAGCGGACCAGCCUGCUCGCUUUGGCCAUACAAGUUUGUCACACAAUUGCUGGAACGUAUCAUCGAGGACAUCAACCUGCAGACGAACACUAUGAUGGAAGAGAUCUCCGUUGACUCCGCAACGGGGUUGAAUCUUAUCAAGACAGCUCGUGGCGUCCUGCGAGCAAAGAAGCUCAUCUACGCCAGCAACGGCUACACCGGAGGGGUUUGUCCCACGUACAAGAACAAGAUCGUACCUUAUCGCGGAACAGCUUCACACCUUGUCCCAUCGCCCGUCCCUGUAUCACCACACCUCUCUCACACAUACAACAUUGUCUACGGCGAGAAAUGCACCGACUACCUGAACCCCCGCCCAGACGGCAGCAUCGUAGUCGGAGGCGCCAACUACAGAUACAAAGAACACCGAGACCUUUGGUACAACAACUGGGAUGACUCCAAGCUCAUCCCAAACACCGAGUCACACUUCGACGGCCUAAUGCAGCGCAACUUCAAAGGCUGGGAGAAGAGUGGCGCUUUUCUCGAGAGGUACUGGACUGGAAUCAUGGGUUGCACUGCGGAUGGGCGACCACAUAUUGGACGGGUUCCGGGCCAGGAUGGUGAGCAGUAUGUACACGCUGGGUUUAAUGGUGGAGGAAUGACGCAGAUUUGGUCGUGCUCGAUUGGGUUGGCGAAGAUGGUGAAAGAUGGGAUUUCGUUUGAGGAGACGGGGUUGCCAGGCAUGUUUGAGGCUACGGCUGAGAGGCUGAAGGCGGAGAUGUGA